Messenger RNA from Brenthis ino (lesser marbled fritillary), 1644 nucleotides. Lineage: Eukaryota; Metazoa; Arthropoda; Insecta; Lepidoptera; Nymphalidae. The record is from the annotation of a GenBank genome assembly.
AUGGAAGCUGAGCCUCACGACCCAGAACGUCGAAGCCUGGUGACUCCAGGGCGAUCGCAGCGAAAAGAAAAAUCAAGCCAAGGUCGUGCACGCAGCCGGCGACGUAGUCGCAGUCGUAGUCGUAGCCGCAGCCGCAGACGUAGUCGCAGCUGUAGCCGUGACUGUAGUCGCAACAUCAGUCACAGUCGUCAUGGCAGCCGUCGUCGUAGCUGCAACCGCGGCCGCAGCCCAAGUAUUAACUUCGAGAACUCACACAACAGUGCACGAAGUCAAAGCAGGUACUGUGAUUUAUAUAUUCAAGAACGUCAUCUAUAUAACGAGAGAAAACGAAUACGAGAACUAGAAGAUGAAUUACAAAAGAAGCUACGAGAUCUGGACAGUGAUAAAAUCCAACCACUUCAAAAUAAAUCGAACAAACGACAACAUGAAGAAUCGGUACCACAAACACCAUUAGAAGUUUCCCCAAAACAUGUAUCUAUUAAAACUACACCGAAUGAUAAAUAUAAAGUAAUGAUCAAAAUUAAUGGUAAUUCUAUAUGCUGUCAAGUAGAUCUAGGUAGUGAGGUUACAUUGAUACGAGAAAGCGACGCUAAAGCUAUAAAAUUAACAUGGACCUCUGUGAAUAGCCCGUAUUUAAGAGGGUUAGGAAAUAUACCCUAUUUACCGUUAGGACGUACAUUUGCAGACAUAGAACUUCAAGGCUUAGUAGAAAAACAAGUUGAAAUACUUAUUGUAGCAGAUAGUUUGAUUAACUUGCCGGUAUUAUUAGGUCAUAGUUUCACUGAGAGACCAAAUUUAAGAAUAAUUAAGACUGACACAUACUUACAAUUUGACCGAGUAGACGACACGUUAAAUUCCAAAAUAUCCUUGCGUUCUGGGGUUAAUUUAAAAAUUGGUCUAGGGGAAAUGAGAGUAUUAAUAGUGAAAUCAGAUGAAGUUUAUAACGGUUAUGUAUAUAUCAGGGGUAAUAUUAGAGGUUGUCCCGGUAAUGAACACUAUUUAUUGCCUGGUGAGUAUGAAAUAGUUAAUGCCACACCUCGAGCUAAUGGGCAAGUAGAGCGGUACAACCGCACUAUAUUAACUUCUCUUAGUACUUUAAAUCAUGGUAAAAGUAAUGACUCUUGGGACUUAAGAUUACCGGAGGUACAAUUGGGUAUUAACACUAGUGUUCAUGAUGUUACUAAGAGAACGCCAACUGAAAUGCUUUUUGGAAGAAAAGUAAAUAAUCCAUCUCAGGGCGUUUUGAACAGUAUUAGUGAUGAUAUAGGUAACGGGGUUAUAAAAGACUCGUUAGACAAAAUUAGGUUAGAAGCAAAAGAAUUAAUCAAAUAUAAUCAAGAAAAAAAUAAAGACAGAUUUGACUUACAGAGAAAAUCACCUAGAAAAUAUAAAGAGGGCGAUUUAGUAAAAAUUAUUAGAACAAUAGCUGGAAAUUCAGGUCAGUCCAAGAAACUAGAACCCAAAUGUCAAGGUCCAUACAGAAUAAAAAAGAUAUUACCUAAUGAUCGAUUCGUAGUAGAAGAUACGCCUCUAACUAGGAAAGGCAAGAGAUACGAAAAUGUAGUAUCUAUUGAUAAAAUUUCGCCUUGGUUAAGUUUUAGUGCCCCUGUCGUGUCUAGUGAUAGUAGUGACAAUGAUAGUAAU